AUUCACGUUAAUCUUCGCCGCAGCCUUGACCACCGCCAAAGAGCAUCGUCUUAGCGGUCAACAGCCGCGGUAGCCUUCGUCUCCUUGCCUAUAAAACGUCCACAAAGCUAAUGAAGAUCAAAGUUAUAGAUCAACGUUUGUGCGCGAAAAGUGCAUUGAAGAUGUUGGCUCUCGUACUAGUUGCGUCGCUUUUGGCCAGUGCCCAAUGCAUUCCACUGGAUGCGCCCGAAAAAAACGAGUCGCCCCUACAAGCCGAACAACCGAAAGGGGAAGAGACGAAGCUGCCUGAAAAGGCUCCCGAAGAUCUCAAAGUGCCAGAGAUCAGCCCCAACCCCGUGCCCGAAAGCGGACCUGCGCUUCCGGAAGACAUAGGCCCUUUAUCUGACGACAACCCCGCAGUUGGACAACCCGAUAAAUCCGAUUUAGACACAGAUUCCACGUUUUGGGGAUGGGGCUACAGGAGACCGUAUUAUAGUGGAUGGAGAAGUUAUUACAGUAGCCCGUGGAGACGUUGGGGCUAUGGAAAUUACGGGUAUGGCCGAGGAUUUGGAGGUUGGGGUUGGGGACGAGGCUGGGGAUGGCGCGGCGGGGACUGGUAAAUACCUAAUUGAAAUGCAAGGACUUUAGUUUUAUAAGUUUCAUUCUAAACAACUCAUCAGCUGCAUUACUGACGAGCUUUACACCGCGGUUUGUUUAUAAUUCGGGAUCGAAUUUUUUAUAGUAGCCAGUUCAAAUUAUUGUAUCUUGAUUCGAGUUUGAUCGAUGUAAGUUUCACUAAUUAUAUAAAUUUCAAAAAUAAACGAAUAUACAUUUUC
This is a messenger RNA of Photinus pyralis (common eastern firefly), 815 nucleotides long. RefSeq lists its product as uncharacterized. Bases 111 to 599 code for a protein of 162 amino acids. The transcript is spliced from 2 exons. NCBI's taxonomy places the organism in Eukaryota, Metazoa, Arthropoda, Insecta, Coleoptera, Lampyridae. The record is from RefSeq and is a predicted model, not a curated record.